Miscanthus lutarioriparius is the source of this 612-nucleotide messenger RNA. Lineage: Eukaryota; Viridiplantae; Streptophyta; Magnoliopsida; Poales; Poaceae. The record is from the annotation of a GenBank genome assembly.
AUGGCCAUGACUGGGCUCCACCGUGCGCCGUCAACAACGUCGAGGGACAGGCACGGCGGCACAAGGCAGAACGGCGGCGGCCGGAACGAGGACCCCUUGAACUGGUGCGCGUGGGCGCACCAAGGGCACCGCCUGUGGGUGGGCAUGCCGGACUCGUUCUGGGUCUACACCUACAAGGUGGAACGGUGCCCGUUCCCGGGCAACCACGUGUGGAUGUCGUGUCCGUACGCGCACAGGGGCGAGCGCGCGCACCGCCGCGACCCGAGCCGCUUCCUGUACGCCACCGCGUCAUGCCCGGAGUACGAGGAGUCCAAGAGGCAGCUCCAGCCAGCCGGGUCCAACGCGCCGCCCACCUGCUCGCGCGGCCUUCGCUGCAGUUACGCGCACGGCAUCUUUGAGACGUUGAUGCACCCGACCAGGCUCCGCACCGUGAUGUGCGACGGCGGCACUGACUGUCCGUGCAGUAUGUGCUUCUUCGCGCACUGCCUCGCGCUGCGCAGGCGCGAAGACGACGAGGUGCCACUCGUCAUCUUCCCCGCCACGCCGCCGGCGGCGGGCCUUCGUCCUGCGCGCGCCCCGCGCCCGCCCGCGUCGGUGUCCUCCCGCUCCUAG